Cheilinus undulatus (humphead wrasse) is the source of this 762-nucleotide messenger RNA. Its product is annotated as low affinity immunoglobulin gamma Fc region receptor III-like. Lineage: Eukaryota; Metazoa; Chordata; Actinopteri; Labriformes; Labridae. Gene Ontology annotation, molecular function: transmembrane signaling receptor activity. Gene Ontology annotation, biological process: cell surface receptor signaling pathway. The coding region runs from base 1 to 762 and encodes 253 amino acids. The transcript is spliced from 7 exons. The record is from RefSeq and is a predicted model, not a curated record.
AUGGAGGUCUCUGGACUUCACCCAAAACUCUUGCUGUAUGUGCUGCUGCUGUUGACUGAUCACUGUCACAGCUUUAACCACACUGCAGAAGUCGUUGCAGCUUUUCCUCAGAUUGACCCAAACAGACUGCAAUUCUUUGAGUAUGAAUCCAUACAGUUAAACUGUGAGGGUUUUCCUGCCUCAAAUGACUGGAGAGUGAUGCAGGCCAGCUCAUCCAGGACUACUCAGUGGGAACAUUCAAAAAGAUCCUUGAACAUUUAUCCUGCCUUUGCAUCACACAGUGGAGAAUACUGGUGUGAAAAUGAAGAAGGAGAGAAAAGCAACACACUUAGCAUCAACAUCACUGCUGGUGAUGUGAUCCUGGAGAGUCCGACUCUUCCUGUGAUGGAACAACAGACCGUUACUCUGCGGUGUAAAAAACGACAAUCACCCAAAAACUUUGUGGCUGAUUUUUACAAAGAUGGACAUUUCAAAGAAACUGGAUAUAAAGGCACGAUGACCAUUCACAAUGUGUCUUCCUCUGAUGAAGGACUCUACAUGUGCAGGUCUGGAGCUGGUGAAUCACCAGAGAGCCGGCUGGCUGUCACAGGUCAAUGUUUACUCUGUAAGAUACCCAGAGAAGAAACAGUCUAUGAAAACACGAGUGCUGAUCCCAGCAUGAUGCUCUAUGUGAAUGUCCCGAGGGAGGAGAAUGAAAAGAGCCAUCUGGUGGUGAUGGCCUCGGGGGAGGGGGAGGAGGGGGGCACCAAAAGUGAGAAAUGA